This is a messenger RNA of Trichosurus vulpecula (common brushtail), 1077 nucleotides long. RefSeq names its product SH2 domain containing 4B (gene SH2D4B). Bases 1 to 1077 code for a protein of 358 amino acids. The record is from RefSeq and is a predicted model, not a curated record. The transcript has 9 exons. Lineage: Eukaryota; Metazoa; Chordata; Mammalia; Diprotodontia; Phalangeridae. Gene Ontology annotation, cellular component: cytoplasm.
AUGCUGCAGCAGAUCCUGAGGGAGAUGUACAUUGACCCAGAGCUCCUGGCGGAGUUGAAUGAUGAGCAGAAGCACAUCCUCUUCUACAAGAUGAGGGAGGAGCAGCUGCGGCGCUGGCGCGAGAGGGAGGCGAGGGCGGCCAGGGAGGAGGCCGAGGGGGGUAUACGGCCUCCAAAGACAAAGAGAUACACAAACAGUAAACACAUUCAAUGGCUUCAUGGGAUAGAUGGUGAAGUUUGGGUCUGGAUUAUGGGAGAAGCCCCAGGUGACAAGCCAUAUGAACAGAUUUCGGAGGAGCUGAUAGCAGAAAGGGCAAGACGACAGGCCCAGAAGGAGGCCGAGGAACUCUGGAGACAAAAGGAGGCAGAAAUCACAAAGAAAUUCCGUGAUGCUAUGGCAAAUGAGAAGGCUCGGAUCUUGGCAGAGAAAUGGAAAGUAGAGAUGGAAGACCGCAAGGCAGCCAAAGUUCUGGAAGAGAGGAUCCAUGAGGAAUUCAAGAGAAAAGAAGAAGAGGAGAGGAAAAGGGGAGAAAUGCAGAUUCGCCUUCAGGAAGAGCAGAGAGCCAAAGAGUUAUACUGGACCUUGAAGCAAGCCCAGCAGCAGAACCAAGCCAGUGAGAAAGAGGAUCGUGAAUGGGAAGAGCAGUUACGCCGUUCUAAAGCUGCAGAUGAAGAACGGAGACGGAAAGCUCAGAGAGCCCGGGAUGAGUACCGUCGGCACUCACUCCGAGCAAUUCAGAAAGGAACAGUUGCUGGUCUCAGUAACAUGUUCCAAGAAAUUGGCUUGUACAAUGAGCAGGAGGCAAAGCUCAAUAACCACCAUCCUAGCCCCACUCCGCCAAAGUCCCUCCUUGUCCCAGUUAGGGCCUGGGAAAGGCCUCUUCGUCCAGUCUCUAGAAAUGUCAUCAUUCGCUGGUUUAAGGAAGAGCAAUUGCCCCGCCAGGCUGGCUUUGAGAGGAACACCAAAUCCAUUGCCCCUUGGUUUCAUGGAGGAAAUCAUCACGGUAUCAGGUGGAGAGUUACUACAGGAACCCUGUGGACAGAGGGACAACCCACCAGACUAUCACAUGUUAUUUGA